AUGCUCUUCUCACCUCCAGGCCCUGCGACCGCGACUGCCGCAGCUGUAGGUAUGACGCGGGGCACUGCUGGCUUUCUGCGGUCAAGGUGGGGUACAGCUGCAGCUGUUCUCACGAGACCUCGAAUUCUAACCACCACUACCACCACCACUACCACCACUACUUUGACAUCCACUACACGCUCUCGGCGAACAAUUGCGACGUCGACAGAUUACACAGCGAAUGUCCGGCUGUACGGCUCACUUCCGUCUAGAUCCUCUUCAUUACGGCAGCGUCCGAUAUCCCUUCCACGCGUCGUUGCAUCCCGUCGACAUGUCUUCAGCCUCGGCACACCACCUCCUCGAGCGGAGAGUGACCCUUCUCCAGGACCUCUCCCGCUACCAGACUUCGGUCCCAAUGAGCCUAAACGGAAGGUUCUAUACUCCUAUGUCGAAGAAAGAGCCCGUAAAGCUCCUUCUCCCGACCCAGUAAAGGGGACAUGGCAAUGGUACCGCUGGAAGAUCUUCACGAUAUCCGGUCCGGAGUAUGCUGAAAAGACUCCUUGGACAUGGUUCAAAUGGCAUUUCAUAGGUUCAGGCAAAGUUGUCAUCUUCGUUGGUUUCACGCUGGUCAAUCUCUACCUCUUCUACUGGGGAUGGGCAACAUGGUCGAUCGAAAGGGAGUCGCCAACGCCCAAGGUAUUUACGGAGUGGGCAAGAACUUGCAUGCAAAUUAUGCACUAUUACGCACACUGGUAUCCAGAUCUCCCAAUCGCAGCACUAUGGGGCCGAGACGCUCUCAACAGUCUUGAAAAACAAAUGGAAAAGGCCGGUGGAUGGGACAAGUGUUCCCCUGAAUGGCAAAAGCACUAUGUCAAUCUCUUGUUCAAGGUUGCAGGACUCUGCCAACAAGUUGCAAAAGACGAGGAUGCAUAUAUCUCUUACAGACGUAUGGUUGCUAUGGAUGCAGGGUUAGUGGAUGCGACGAGGCGGUCACGGUCUUACCUCGGCAUGGGGACAGCAGCCACGGCUAUGGGCAAUAUCGAAGAAGGGACAGAGCUGUUCGAGCAAGCUGUCAAAUUUGCAUUGGAAGCUACACCGGAAAGCGAAAGGCCACCGUUGGACGUCACAAAGCCUGUGCUACCCGACCCGAAGAAUCGUGUACCACCAAGCCUCGAUUUGAUUGAAGCAGUUCAAGCCGUCGGCGUACAAUACGCACGCCUCGAAAAGCCGGCGGAGUCACUUCCUAUUUUCCUGAGCUUACUCCGCACCCUGCAGGCCCUUCCUGAGGAACAAAGGGAUAUCUGCCGGGAGGGAUAUGUUAUGGCUUACGUUGGCGAGGUUGUUUGGGCGUUGGAUAAGAAACAGGAUGGCCUGAAGUGGACAAAGAAGGCUUUGCUGGAAGCUGAGAAGGGAUGGGAUACAAGGAACAGUUGUAAGGAAUGCGCGAUUUAUGCGGUUGCGAACGCGAUUACAAUGACCAGGGAGCUUGGGGUCGUGAAGGGUAAGACACGGGAGGACCUGGACACGGAAAUAAGCGCGCUGAAGGGAAGGCAGAAUUGGCUCAAUAAGCUGUCUCGAAGAGAAAGGGAUUAA
This is a messenger RNA of Orbilia oligospora ATCC 24927, 1572 nucleotides long. RefSeq lists its product as uncharacterized. Bases 1 to 1572 code for a protein of 523 amino acids. Lineage: Eukaryota; Fungi; Ascomycota; Orbiliomycetes; Orbiliales; Orbiliaceae. The record is from RefSeq and is a predicted model, not a curated record. Gene Ontology annotation, molecular function: protein binding. The transcript has a single exon.